AUGGUCCCACCUCCAGCUGAAUUUCGCAGAAAGCUAGUCAUUGUCGGUGACGGUGCCUGUGGUAAGACCUGUCUCUUGAUCGUUUUCUCCAAGGGAACUUUCCCAGAGGUUUACGUGCCUACUGUUUUCGAGAACUAUGUUGCUGAUGUUGAAGUGGAUGGAAGAAAGGUCGAGUUGGCUCUCUGGGAUACCGCCGGCCAAGAAGAUUACGACAGAUUGAGACCGUUGUCGUACCCUGACUCGAAUGUUAUCUUGAUUUGCUUUUCUAUUGACUCACCUGACUCGUUGGACAACGUUUUGGAGAAAUGGAUCUCCGAGGUUUUGCACUUUUGCCAGGGUGUCCCCAUCAUUUUGGUGGGAUGUAAGGUUGAUUUGAGGAACGAUCCCGUCACAAUCAAGCAGUUGUCACAAGAGAAUCAACAGCCUGUCUCUACCUCCGAGGGUCAAGCAGUGGCUCAAAAGAUCGGCACUCAAUACUACUUGGAGUGUUCUGCAAGAACUGGUCAGGGUGUGAGGGAGGUCUUUGAGACUGCCACCAGAGCCUCAUUGCUGACCAGAGAGAAGAAGGAGAAGAAGAAGAAGUGUGUGGUCUUGUAA
Molecule: messenger RNA, 597 nt
Organism: Candidozyma duobushaemuli
Lineage: Eukaryota; Fungi; Ascomycota; Pichiomycetes; Serinales; Metschnikowiaceae
Gene: RHO1
Product: Rho family GTPase
Exons: 1
Coding region: 1-597 (198 amino acids)
Biological process (GO): small GTPase-mediated signal transduction
Molecular function (GO): GTP binding; GTPase activity
Source: RefSeq, a predicted model, not a curated record